Molecule: messenger RNA, 705 nt
Organism: Aspergillus bombycis
Lineage: Eukaryota; Fungi; Ascomycota; Eurotiomycetes; Eurotiales; Aspergillaceae
Product: nicotinamidase
Exons: 2
Coding region: 1-705 (234 amino acids)
Source: RefSeq, a predicted model, not a curated record
AUGAAGGCAGCCUUACUCGUGGUUGACAUGCAAGAGGACUUCUGUCCACCCCACGGAGUUCUUCUAGUCCAGGAAGGGCGCACCAUCGCACCUAUUAUAAACGAUUUGCUGGCACUUCGGGGGUUCGCGGUACGGGUGGCCACACAAGAUUACCACCCAGCAGACCAUAUCUCCUUUGCCAGCAGCCAUCCCCCUCCCAACAACCGCCCUUUUGAGAGUGUGAUCACGGUGAACAACCCAGCACCGGGGAAAACACAGGAAACCAAACCACAGAGCCUGUGGCCGGCGCACUGUAUUGAGAAAACCAAGGGCGCUGGAAUUAUCCCUGAGAUUAAUACCAGUAACAUCGACUUAUAUGUGAAGAAAGGUCAGCACAGUCAGGUGGAAAUGUACUCUGCUUUUGCCGAUGCUUUUGGGAAUGUUGAUCCUUCUAUCACGGCUCAAUCGGUUGAUGCCGAUCUCAAGGACUUCCUGGCUAGUAAGGGCGUCACGGACGUCUUCGUGGUCGGGUUGGCGGGCGACUACUGCGUCAAGCAUACAGCUAUUGAUGCCGCGAGGGUAGGCUUUAAGAGUUACGUGGUUGAGGAUGCCACUCGCUGUGUCGUGCCAGGUUCGGGUUGGGACGAGGCCAAGCGGGAGUUGAGGGAGGCGGGCGUAUCCAUUAUUCAAUCCAAUGGCCCUGAGAUUUCCGGUCUGGCAAUCUGA